Molecule: messenger RNA, 1464 nt
Organism: Cyprinus carpio (common carp)
Lineage: Eukaryota; Metazoa; Chordata; Actinopteri; Cypriniformes; Cyprinidae
Product: annexin A13-like
Cellular component (GO): cytoplasm
Molecular function (GO): calcium-dependent phospholipid binding; calcium ion binding
Source: RefSeq, a predicted model, not a curated record
ACAGCACAUAAGAAGACUGGAGAUCAAACAUGCAUACUUUGAGAAAUAUGAUGAUGAAUUGGUGGAGGUUUUGAAGAGUGAGCUGUCUGGUAAUUUUGAGAAGGCCAUUCUUGCCAUGUUGGAUCCUCCUCAUGUGUUUGCUGUUAAAGAGCUCAGGAAGGCCAUGAAGGGCGCUGGCACAGACGAGGAUGUCCUGGUGGAGAUUCUGUGCACUGCUACCAAUGCUGACAUUGCCACUUACAAAGAAACCUACACCUAUGUGCAUGACAGGGAUUUGGAGGCAGACAUUGAAGCAGACACCAGUGGGGAUGUUAGGAGACUACUAACACUGCUUCUCCAGGGUAACAGAGACGAGAGCUACGAGGUGGACGACGCACUGGCAGAGCAAGAUGCCGUCUCACUGUUUGAAGCUGGAGAGGGCUGCUUUGGCACAGAUGAGUCAACUUUCAGCUUCAUUCUGGCCACCAGGAACUACUUACAACUGCAGGCCACAUUCAAAGCUUACGAAGCCAUUUCUGGAACAGAGAUUUUGGAUGCAAUCGAUAAGGAAACCUCUGGAACUCUGAAGGACUGCUACACUAUGCUUGUGAGGUGUGCUAAGAACCCCCAGCUAUGCUUUGCCCGGAAGCUGAAUGCCGCUAUGAAAGGUGUCGGAACUGAUGAAGACACUCUCAUCCGCAUCAUCGUGUGUCGCUCAGAGAUUGAUCUGGAGACCAUUAAAGACAUGUACCUGGAGAAAUAUGAUGUGUCUCUGAAAGAUGCCAUCAGCUCAGAAUGUGGUGGAGAUUUCAAGCGCCUCCUGUUGGCCAUCCUUCACUGAGAGAAACACAAUCUGAGUGCUCAUCAUGGAACAAGGAGGCUUUCACUAUUUUAACAACCAAGGCAAACUAACAUGACUUAUUUUCUAUCCUAUUGUCUACAAACAUGUGUUGAUAAAACUUAGUUUAAAGUGGAAAAUUAGUAACACAAUCUUCAAGUACAAUAUGUUUAAUAUUAAUGUUUUAUUACACUGUGCAAAUAUGUAUUACGUAUAGGCCUAUAUUAUGAAGAUGUAUAACAGCACUCAAAAAUCUCAUGAGCAGCUGUCCUCACAAACAGAAACAUGCAUUUGUGUCCAGUUUCUGUGACAUUCCUUAUUCUCGAGGCAAAAUUGGCCAGUUGAAUUUGUUUAAGUGGAGUCUUGUGGUGUCCAGGAUUACAAGAUAACAUUGGUGCAUUAUGAUGAUUAGAAGUUGAGAAGUUAGAACACAAAUAAUAUAAAGCCAGCACUUUUAUUUUCUGUCCAGUAGCAGUCGUGAUACGCCGCCAGUAUUUUGCCACACUAAAACCUCACAUUUUUCCUGUUUUGCAAAAUGUGCAUGACAAUGUGAAUUCUGAAUAUGUAUGUGAAUGACUUUGUGAAGCAUGUAGAGAAAUGCUAAAAUUGCAAUGUGACAUUUACGGUCUGCAAAACAAUUGCUUAUC